AUGCGGUCCGUGUAUAGCGGCGAGCAUCAGGAAAAACUACUCAAUGAUAUCAUAGCUUUCUAUAUCGACAGAGGAGAGAAGAAGAACAAAGAAUUUUAUAUUGAUCGCUUUGCAGAGUUUAUAAGUGACGUAAACUUCAAUGUUCCUGCUGUAAAUGGCAUUCUCUCUCGUCUUAACACGGAUUGGAAGCUUUAUGCAUAUACCCUUGACUAUUAUAAUGACGCCUUAUUCGCGGAUGAAGUUCCUCAGAAACUCAGAGGUUAG
Molecule: messenger RNA, 264 nt
Organism: Cylicostephanus goldi
Lineage: Eukaryota; Metazoa; Nematoda; Chromadorea; Rhabditida; Strongylidae
Source: the annotation of a GenBank genome assembly